Messenger RNA from Silurus meridionalis, 1867 nucleotides. It is a transcript of the gene mkrn2os.2, whose product is annotated as MKRN2 opposite strand, tandem duplicate 2. Bases 1 to 681 code for a protein of 226 amino acids. The record is from RefSeq and is a predicted model, not a curated record. The transcript has 4 exons. Lineage: Eukaryota; Metazoa; Chordata; Actinopteri; Siluriformes; Siluridae.
AUGGAUAAGAGCGUGAUCAAAUUCAGUCACUGUGGCAAAGAUAUUUUUUGUUUCUUUGUGCCAGAGGAAUGCCCUGAGUGUGGCAUGGGUUUCAGUGGGAGAAGGCUGGAGGAGGCUCCCAUCAGCAUCCCUAAUCCCUUCACCAAUGGCCACAAAACACCCUGUGCUUUCCUCAUCGCUCCAGCUGAGGAGAACACACUCAGAGAAUAUGAUGGUGGAUCAGAUCUACACACUGGAAUUACUGACACAAAUGGUAUUGCGUAUAACUACACCAAGUCUGGCGUUCGGAGAGACUGUGAGGGCUGGGAACACUGCAUCAGCAUCAGGUUAGUCCAGCCUGACAUGUACAAUCUCAUCAAUCAGUGGGAUCAGUAUCUGGAGAAAUUCUCCUCAGCCCAGAUGUGGGAUCCACUCUGGAAAAGCUUUAAUGAGGAGAACCACAACUGCUACAGCUACACGCUGAUGUUUAUAAACUGUGUGCUGGCCAUGCAAUCCAAACGAGCACUCAGCAAAGACGAGUUUACGCAGACUUUCAUUUUGCCACGCAUCAAACGGGCAGCCAAGUACACAAUGCUGUGUCAGGAGAUUACACAUAACCACUUUUAUAUUGUGGACAGUCCAAAGAGAGACUCACAGAAAGAACAGGAUGAUGAAGAUAAAGACGAGAAAAGCAAGUCAUGAUUUGCGUCCAUGUCAGUUAAACUCUUCUGCUUAACAGUGUUAAGUGUUUAGUGCUCUAGAAUAAGAUAAGAAAUUAUGCAAAUCUGAACUUUAACUUUGUAAUAAUGAUAUUGUUUGAAUCUUACAAAAUUCUAUUACUGUUAAAAGAGUCAUAUCAGAACCCUGCUACUGGAUCUUGUAUCUUUAAUAAAGAGUCAUAGAUCAGUACUUUUGAUUCUUGAGUAAAUUCUUUGUGCUUUUACUUAACAAAUAAGAUACAAGAGAAUCACAUUUAAUUGAUGCAAUUCAAUAUUCUAUGCUCCUGCACAUCAUACCCUUUGAAGGACAGUGUUUUAUUGUUACAAACACACAGUGAGAUUAUCUCACACUUGUAUCAUGGGAAUCACACUUGUGGUCCCAUGACAGGUUCUCAUUUAACACAAUUUAUAAAAGGGAAAUAGGAGUUUAAGUAGUAAGAUGUUGGAUCUUACGAUGUUGGACUUCUGAUCAGAAGAUCGUAAGUUUGAAUCCAAGCACCACUAAGCUAGAGAUAUUCAAUAAAAAUCCUCUAUGGAUCCACUCCGAAUCCUUAAAAAUGUGCUUGGGUACUGCAACAAGGUAAAAUAUAUUUUGUUCCUGUCCACCACCGGUCACAACUUCUACAAGGUACCAUAUUAUAAUUUUUUUAACUAGUGAACACUACAUUGCACUAACUAACCAUGCAACUAACAUAAACUAACCAUGCAAUCACGCUAGCACUGCUCCUAUUAGCAUUUACAGAUGUGGCCUGUCCACAGGGAAAUAAAGAAACACACAGCUAUAUAAUUGACACAUAUUUCAUUACAUGAUUUCUAAUAUUUUUCUGCAACAAGCACAAUGAUUGUUAAUCUGAUGCAGCCCAGAACUAAAGCUCUGAGAAUAGAGAUGUGACAGUUACAUGCUGAGCCAGCGAUUGGGAUUUGUAGCUUUACUGCCUCAAAAUAAUAAUAAAAGUUUGUUAUUUUUAUCAGAAAGAUGAAUUGCUAUUCUGCUAAUUAGUGCCAGUGCAAGCCAAUAAGGUUAUUAAACACUUGUGCUUGCAUCAACAAUGAUGAUGUGCUCAUAUUUAUUGAAUGCAUAGGUGACUAGAAAAGUGAACUAUGGAAAAUCAUAGACAUUUUGCGCCUCAGCUCACAGCAUUAUGUUAUAAACCACCAAGCCACCAGUG